Biomphalaria glabrata is the source of this 2911-nucleotide messenger RNA. Its product is annotated as cell death protein 3-like. The coding region runs from base 100 to 1785 and encodes 561 amino acids. The record is from RefSeq and is a predicted model, not a curated record. Gene Ontology annotation, biological process: proteolysis; regulation of apoptotic process. Lineage: Eukaryota; Metazoa; Mollusca; Gastropoda; Planorbidae. The transcript is spliced from 11 exons. Gene Ontology annotation, molecular function: cysteine-type endopeptidase activity.
AUAUAAUUUUCUAAUUUUCAUUUAGAUCUAUAGAAUAUCUAAUUAAGAGCUAAUUUACAAACAAGGGAAGUCUUAAAUGAUCUAGAUUCUAUAACAGGAAUGUUACCAGCACACAAAGAUCGUAUUCAGGAUAAGUUUACUUUACUUAUCGAACAAAUCAGACCUCAGGUCGAAAUUGUUUGUUUGAGUCUUUUAAAUAAACAUAAAAUUAUUAACACAAGAAUGUGUGAGGACAUUUUGGAGGAGAAUAAAGCGCCAUCAAAAAGAGCUCAAAAACUCUUGCAGACCAUAGUUACUCGAGGUCCUAAUGCAUUUCAGAAGCUCUAUGAAUCAGUUCUAGAAGCCGAGCUUUAUGAUGCUGCUGACACAUUGAUGCCAGAAAAUAAACCUCAUUGGCCAGAUGAUUCUGGGGGCAGUAAUGUGCAGCCAGUUAAUGGCAUUGAAACUUCACAAUCAGAUGCUGAAAAGAAAAGGAAUGAUGAAAUUCAGCCAAGUAGAUAUUUAGAGACUAGUAUAAACACAGAAGCAACAAAUAGCAUCCAAGAUCCUAAAUCUAAAAAUGAACCAAAUGAUGUAUUAGAUGCAAUUCCACGCAGUAAAGACUCAGGGAGUAAUAGAGAUGAAACAUUUGUUAAAGAAAUAUAUAGAGAAACAGAAGUGAAAGUACCAGUAUCAUGUACAUUAGAUUCCCAGCCAAGGGCUCAAAGAUUGUUAACAGAUCAAAUAGAUGCACUUCUAUGGCCAGAAGGAUCACAUUAUAUAAAAGAGUUACAGAGUAAAACUAAAAGACUGCCCUCGUCCAUUAUAAUUGAAAGUGAACACUUGUCCAAAUCACCAGCAGCAGACAGAAAACCAUCUGCUGAAAAUUCUACAACUUUUCCUUCAGACUUUUCGACAUCCUUGGAUGAAAUUAAGCUCCCAGAUACCUGGCCAUCAAAAGAGCAUAUAGCUCAACUAAAGACAACAAGUGUUCAGUUAGUCAAAAGUAAUUCUAAAUUGGCUAUUAUGUACCAAAAUCUAAACACAGAUCAAGUUUAUACAUUGACAUACAAAACAAGGGGCCAUGCAGUCAUCAUUGACAAUAAAAACUUUCUUGACUUAGACAUUCGUUUUGGAUCAGAAGAGGAUAGAAAAUCAUCCCAAAAAUUGUUUGAGGAGCUAGGUUUCAUUGUCAGUACUUAUUGUGACCUUACCAAAGAACAAAUGCUUGAAACUCUGAGAAAAGAAAGUGAGAGAAUAGAAGCCUGGCACCAAUGUUUUGUACUGGUCAUACUUUCACAUGGAGCUAAAGGAUGUGUGUUUGGUACUGACGGUGAAAAAUCCCUAGGUGGAGAUGACCCAGUGAAUGCUAUAUCUGUGGAGGACAUCAGAGAAAUGUUUUGUAAAGUUCCCAAUCUGUACAACAAGCCAAAGCUAUUUUUCAUUCAAGCUUGUAGAGGAGAAAUCUAUGAUCCAGGACUUGAUGAAAUUCAACAAUGUUUAGCCCAGGAGCAAAGUGAUGGUAACUCUACUCCCACACACUCAGAUUGUUUUAUUGCUUUGUCAGUCACAACUGGUGUAGCAUCAUGGCGUGUGACUACAUAUGGUUCUUGGUUUAUACAGGCUGUAGUCUUUGUUUUCACACAUUUUGCUCAUCUCUGUGAUCUCAAUGAGUUGAUGCUGAAAGUCAAUGAUCUUGUUUCAAAAGCUAUAACGUCCAAAGGAUUCAAGCAAGUUCCAGAAAAUUAUUACACGUUGAGGAAAAAAUUCUUUUUUUUUCCAGGUCUUGGGGAAGAAAGACAUUAAAGUAGGCUAGGUUCAAUAAUCCUAAGUUUGUAUGAAGUAGGAAGCUUACAUUGAUUUGUUAAUCCAUGAAAAAAGGAUUUAGGUAAAACAAAUGUUUAAAAUGUAGAAAUCAAAUAAACCAUCAUCUAAUUUCCACACCAUUAAUACACUUUGAAUCAAUUUUACAGAGCAAGUAAAUCCUCACUUCUCAAAAUAUAUAUAUAUAUAUAUAUUAUUAUUAUGCAAACCAAAGUAAAAUUAAUAUUUUUUCACUUAUCUUUUCAUUUUUUGUAAUUGUAAGACUCAUUUUGUAAAACACAUCAUAUAAAGGAUGAUUCUGAAAAGUAAAAUAAAAUAUUAUUUUUAAAAAAUUAUAUUUUUUUCCCAACUGGGCAGUAGCUUAAUCUACAUUAAAUGUGGCAAAAUAUGUAGGUCACAUCAGGGUCUGCAUAAAGUAAGUAAAGUUUCCCUUUCAGACCUUUUGAUCUAUAACAAAAUUUAGUUUCAUUUUGUUGGUGCCCAGUGUGUUUCUCUAAAAGCAUCCAAUGAGCUUCAUUGAUUUCAGAUAUUUCUACAUUAUUUAACACAACUUUUAAUCAAUGCAACUUGUCUUUCAUAAUAAGACUACUACUAUGUUGAUGUAUUCUUCUUCUUCUUCUUCUUCAUCGUUCUCAUUGUUAUGUUGGAGUGUUCAUAUGACUAGACCAAUACAUGAGAUGAACUGCGCAGUGGUUUCCAAAUCAGGGAGCUCUCCAUAUAGUUUUCUUUCUAUUGGGGUGAUUUGGGGCCAAUGUCUUAUACGGGCCUCUUGGUAGAGAGAGCAGUUUUGGAGGACGUGGUCGGCAUUUUCUGGUGAUACUCCACAUGGGCAGAUUUCACUGGUUCCAAUUUUGAGCUUCCGGAACAUGUGUUGUUGAUGUAUUGUUAAUAUGCUAUAUUUAAUUGAAUGUUGGAAGUAUAAGUAUACACAUUUCUUUUUUUUUUAACCUAAACUAUUUUUUUAUGCAAAUGUGAUUGGUGAUUGAUGCAAAUUUUAUGAUAAUUUUUUAAAAUAGUUUUUUGUGUAUACUCUGCGUUUUUUUAUAUUUCUCAGUGGAGAGUUGUUCUUCCAACUAUUUGAAAAUAAAUAACAUGUUUUGACCUCCUA